Molecule: messenger RNA, 4337 nt
Organism: Vitis vinifera (wine grape)
Lineage: Eukaryota; Viridiplantae; Streptophyta; Magnoliopsida; Vitales; Vitaceae
Product: receptor-like protein EIX2
Exons: 1
Coding region: 1225-4206 (993 amino acids)
Molecular function (GO): protein binding
Source: RefSeq, a predicted model, not a curated record
AUCAUUUUCCAUAAUUCCUCGUCAUUUAUUUUGUAUAUUCUAGUAAUUAAAUUUCAUCAUUAUUUUUGUGUAUAUUAAUUUCCAUUAUGACUUGUACACUGAUUUUUUUUUUGUAUCCAUAAUUAAUUAAUUAAUUGUCACUAUUUCUUCAAUUCAUUUAGUAGAGAUCGUAACUAUACGGGUUUAGAGGGGUGCUACGGCUCACCACCGUACCUUCCCAAUAAGUAACCUAACCCCGGACCCAGACUCAGUUUUUUACAGACCUGUUUUUUUUUCUUCAAGAGUCACACUUAGGGUUUUUCUUUCUUAUUUUGUUUUUUCCUUAAAAAAUAAAACAAAAAGAAGUGGCGACUCCAAGUCUUUUCAAAAAAUCAAAUUUUCGCCAAAUAAAUAAAAAAGUCAAUUUCGCCAUCGAGUGGGAACGCAUCGAGCAAAAUACAGGGUCCACAACAAUAAAGUUGUUUUAAACUCAUUUUUAUUCAUAAAUACUUAUAUUAAUGAGUUUAUUAUUUAAGUUUUAAAUUAUUUUUAAAAAUUCAUAGACUUAUUAAUUAAUUAAUACAAUGCAUUAAGUGUGUAAAAACUUAUUAGUUUUAAAAACUUGUGAAAAAACUUUUAUUUGUUUUUUAAAAGUUGUUCUCUAUUUCACUUUGUUUUUAAAAGUUAGAAAUAGAAAACAAUAAUCAAAAGGUAUUAUGAAUUUGUAAAAAUUGUUUUCUAUUUUAAAAACUAAAAAUUGUUUUCUAUUUUAAAAACUAAAAAAUUGUUUUCUAUUUUAAAAACAAAAUAUUGUUUUUAAAAAUCAUUUCCUUCAUUUUGCUUGUGUGUUCUGAUCACAUUUGUAACACAACUCUGCAUGACAUUUGUCUUUUGGCAUUCCAGACUUGUUAUCCAACCCUUUUUCACCUAUAUACGAAGAUGAAAAAUAAAUGGUCCAAUUACUAGUCAAAGAGGUCAUGAUAAUCAAAUUAAAAUUAUUUCAGGUAAUUAUUUAACAAUUGACUAGCGACAAAAAUUUGUAUUUCAAGCAAUUAUUUGACGAUACUAUUUUGCUAUUUGAAUCAAUAGAUUCAACAGCCAAGGUUCCAAUAUGUGAAAUCAUGCUCUGUCAGCGACUUAAUCAUCUUCCAGUGAACGUCCAACGGGCAAGCUUUGGGGAAAUUGCAUUUCUUCUUAUAUAUAUAGAGCUUUAGGGUAUACUACUUCAGCAACUCGCAGACAAACAUGGCUACUACCAAUGCCUCACUUCAACUUCUUUUUCUUGUCAUUAUGUCCUCGGGGUUUCUUUUCCCUGAAAUCCUUAAACCAGGCUGCUGCCAUGGUGAUCACCACAGGGCAGCCUCCUUUGAAACUGAGAGGGUAGCUCUUCUCAAGUUCAAACAAGGCCUUACAGAUCCUUCUCAUCGACUCUCAUCUUGGGUAGGGGAAGACUGCUGCAAAUGGAGAGGCGUCGUCUGCAACAACAGGAGUGGACAUGUCAUCAAACUCAAUCUGCGUAGUCUUGAUGAUGACGGAACACAUGGCAAGUUGGGCGGUGAGAUCAGUCAUUCUUUGCUUGAUUUGAAAUAUUUGAAUCACUUAGACCUCAGCAUGAAUAAUUUUGAAGGGACUCGAAUCCCCAAGUUCAUUGGUUCACUGGAAAAGUUGAGAUAUCUCAAUCUCUCCGGUGCCUCCUUCAGUGGACCGAUUCCUCCACAACUUGGAAAUCUUUCCAGGUUGAUCUACCUUGACCUCAAGGAAUACUUCGAUUUCAAUACAUACCCUGAUGAGUCAAGCCAGAAUGAUCUUCAGUGGAUAUCGGGUCUUUCUUCUUUAAGACACCUUAAUUUAGAAGGAGUCAAUCUAAGUAGAGCUUCUGCUUAUUGGCUUCAUGCUGUUAGCAAGCUUCCUCUUUCCGAGUUGCAUCUACCUAGUUGUGGACUUUCUGUCCUCCCUCGUUCUCUCCCAUCUUCCAAUCUUACAUCCCUUUCAAUGCUUGUUCUCUCCAACAAUGGUUUCAACACCACAAUACCCCACUGGAUAUUCCAGCUGAGGAAUCUUGUGUACCUUGAUCUCAGCUUUAACAAUCUUCGAGGCUCAAUUUUAGAUGCAUUUGCAAACAGGACUUCUCUUGAAAGUUUAAGAAAGAUGGGUAGCCUCUGCAACUUGAAAACACUGAUCCUUUCUGAGAACGAUUUGAAUGGGGAAAUAACUGAAAUGAUAGAUGUUGUAUCUGGGUGCAACAACUGUAGUUUAGAGAACCUGAAUCUGGGAUUGAAUGAACUGGGUGGUUUUCUUCCUUAUUCACUAGGAAACCUGUCCAACUUGCAGUCUGUUCUGCUUUGGGACAACUCGUUUGUAGGCUCAAUUCCGAAUUCAAUAGGAAACUUGUUGAAUUUGGAAGAGCUGUACCUCUCUAAUAAUCAAAUGAGUGGGACCAUUCCAGAAACACUUGGACAACUUAAUAAGUUGGUUGCGUUAGAUAUCUCUGAGAAUCCAUGGGAAGGUGUUCUAACAGAAGCCCAUUUGUCAAAUCUCACAAACUUAAAGGAGUUGUCCAUCGCUAAAUUUUCGUUACUUCCAGACCUAACAUUGGUUAUCAAUAUCAGUUCUGAGUGGAUCCCCCCUUUUAAGCUCCAAUACCUUAAGCUGAGAUCAUGCCAAGUGGGUCCUAAAUUUCCAGUUUGGCUCAGAAACCAAAAUGAGCUUAACACUCUCAUACUCAGGAAUGCUCGAAUUUCAGACACCAUACCAGAGUGGUUUUGGAAGUUAGACUUGGAAUUGGAUCAACUGGACUUGGGCUAUAAUCAAUUAAGUGGCAGAACUCCAAACUCAUUAAAGUUCACUCUUCAAUCCUCGGUUUGUUUGAUGUGGAACCAUUUCAAUGGUUCUCUGCCCCUUUGGUCAUCAAAUGUGAGUAGCCUACUUUUGGGAAAUAAUUCAUUUUCUGGACCAAUCCCUCGGGAUAUCGGGGAAAGAAUGCCCAUGCUGACAGAGUUACAUCUCUCUCAUAACUCUCUAAGUGGAACCCUUCCCGAGUCCAUUGGUGAACUGAUUGGUUUAGUGACUCUGGAUAUCUCAAACAAUAGUUUGACUGGAGAAAUCCCUGCAUUGUGGAAUGGUGUUCCCAAUUUGGUGUCGCAUGUAGACCUGUCAAACAACAACUUAUCUGGUGAGCUGCCAACUUCUGUGGGUGCUCUGUCCUACCUUAUCUUUUUAAUGCUCAGCAACAAUCAUCUUUCUGGGGAACUUCCUUCUGCCUUACAGAAUUGCACAAACAUCCGUACUCUUGAUCUGGGAGGCAACAGAUUUUCAGGAAAUAUUCCAGCAUGGAUUGGACAAACAAUGCCAAGUCUUUGGAUUCUACGACUACGAUCAAAUUUGUUUGAUGGGAGCAUUCCGUUACAACUUUGCACUCUUUCCUCUCUUCACAUAUUGGAUCUUGCACAAAAUAAUCUGUCAGGAUCUAUUCCCUCUUGCGUUGGGAAUUUAAGUGCUAUGGCGUCCGAAAUUGAAACAUUCAGAUAUGAGGCCGAGUUGACGGUGUUGACGAAAGGAAGGGAAGAUUCAUAUAGAAACAUUCUCUAUCUUGUGAAUAGCAUAGACCUGUCCAACAAUGGCCUAUCUGGAGAUGUGCCUGGAGGGCUAACAAAUCUUUCAAGAUUAGGCACCUUGAACUUGUCUAUGAACCAUUUGACAGGAAAAAUACCAGACAACAUUGGGGACUUACAAUUGUUGGAAACUCUAGACCUCUCAAGAAAUCAGCUUUCCGGUCCAAUUCCACCAGGUAUGGUUUCUUUGACUCUCAUAAAUCACUUGAACCUGUCGUAUUACAACCUGUCAGGUAGAAUUCCAUCAGGCAACCAGCUGCAAACCCUGGAUGAUCCAUCAAUAUACAGGGACAACCCUGCACUAUGUGGGCGUCCAAUAACUGCUAAGUGUCCUGGUGAUGAUAAUGGAACCCCCAAUCCUCCCAGUGGAGAUGAUGAAGAUGACAACGAAGAUGGAGCUGAGGCUGAAAUGAAGUGGUUCUACAUGAGCAUGGGAACAGGAUUUGUGGUGGGGUUUUGGGGAGUUUGUGGCACCUUAGUAAUAAAGCAGUCAUGGAGGCAUGCCUAUUUUAGGCUUGUGUAUGACAUCAAAGAGUGGCUGCUUCUAGUCAUUCAGCUGAAUGUAGGCCGUCUCCAAAGGAAACUGAAUUUGGGAAGAAGCCAGCAUCAUACUUGAACAAUCUUCUGAAAUUAAGUUCCUUGAAUAAAUGAAUGCUUCUAUGUACUCUAGCACUUGAGCAACAUUCUCAACCUUCUGAAAUUAAGUUCCUGAAAUAAAUGAAUGCUUCUAUGUAGUUUAGCACUUCA